AUGACACUAGUGACCAGACUUUUGAUCACCUGGCUAGCUGCUGCCUAUGCCGUUGCUGCCUCCGCCGUCAACGGUGAGACCGGCCAGUUGGCUGGUAGUGUCUCCCGACGAGGCCAACCGCUACAAGAUGUGGUGACCUGGGAUGAGAAUUCCAUCAUGAUUCGCGGUGAGCGACUUAUGAUACUUUCUGGCGAGGUGCACCCAUUUCGCAUUCCAUCCCCGGGACUCUGGCUCGACAUAUUUCAGAAGGUCAAGGCUAUCGGCUACAACACUGUUUCGUUCUACACGGAUUGGGGACUGUUGGAAGGCACACCCGGAGAGGUCAUUGCACAGGGCGUGUUCGCUUUGGACGAGUUCUUCUCAGCUGCGUCCGAAGUGGGAAUCUACUUAAUUGCCCGACCCGGGCCGUAUAUCAAUGCGGAAACUGCUGCUGGCGGUCUGCCUGGGUGGACAUUGAGGAUCAACGGAACUCUGCGUUCAAGUGCACCAGACUACCUCGAAGCUACGCAGAACUACGUGUCGACGAUUGCGGCCAUCAUCAGCAAAGCUCAAAUCACCAACGGUGGGCCCGUCAUCAUGGUGCAGCCGGAAAACGAGUAUACAUCGUGGCCAACUCUGCCGUCCGGGGAUUUUCCGGAAAUGCCGCAAAAGGAAUAUAUGAAAUACGUCGAGGACCAGUUCAGAGCAGCUGGUAUCGACGUUCCGUUCGCUUUCAACGACAACCUCGUCCAAGGCAUCUUCGCUCCCGGCACGGGUCCGGGCGCCACAGACAUUUAUGGUAUCGACGCUUAUCCAUUGCGCUAUGAUUGUGCUCAUCCUGACGUUUGGCCAAAUACUCGGUUUCCGAGAAACUGGCAGAUUAUGCAUCAACAACAAAGCCCAUCAACGCCUUUUGCCGUGAUGGAAUUCCAGGGAGGAACAGGAACCUCAUGGGGCAGCGUCUCGCAGGAUAUGUGCAAUGCUCUCGUCAACGAGGAGGCUAUUCGAGUUUUGCACAAGAACAACUGGAGCUUUGGAGCAAAGAUCCAAAAUACAUACAUGAUAUACGGUGGUACGAACUGGGGGAACUUGGGUUAUGAAGGCGGUGACUCUUCCUAUGAUUAUGGCGCCGCCAUCACCGAAGAUCGUCACGUUUGGAGGGAGAAAUACAGCGAAAUGAAGCUUCAAGCCAACUUUCUCAAAGUCACUCCGCAAUAUCUUACAGCUAGAGCUCUCAACGAGACCAAUGGGACAUACACUGACACAGACGCCAUUACGGUGACCCCGGUCGAAGCGACAGAAACCAACACCAACCUUUAUGUUAUUCGCCAUGCCAAUUGGACAUCCAUGGACACGACAAGUUUCAAACUGACUGUCUCAACUGCCGCUGGAGAGGUCACAGUCCCCCAGCAAGGAGGCGAGUUAACUCUUUAUGGACGAGAUUCUAAGAUCUUUGUGACCGACUACGAUGUGGGCGGCAUAAAUAUGAUUUAUUCAUCUGCCGAAAUAUUCACAUGGAACACGGAUUACACCGGAAAGACAGUGUUGAUAGUAUACGGAGGCUCCGACGAGCUGCACGAACUCGCCGUUCCUAUUGCGCUUCCCAACCCGCAGGUCGUCGAGGGUACUGGGGUCUCGAUCACGCCGACGCCCUCGGCUUGGGUACUGCAAUGGAAUGUGACAGCAGAUCGCCAGGUCGUGAUGGUCGGAACGCUGGAAAUUCACUUAUUGUGGCGCAAUGAUGCGUAUACCCAUUGGGUAUUGGAAUUGGAGACGUCGCCACCCCUGAGCAACUAUUCAUCCCCGUCAAAACAGAGUGUGGUUGUCAAGGGAGGCUAUCUUCUGCGCACGGCGUCCAUCGACGGCUCAACUCUACAUCUCACCGGAGAUAUAAACUCCACCACGACCUUUGAAGUCAUCUCCGCGCCAUCUGAGAUUUCUGCAGCGACCUUGAACGGCCAGAUUAUUUCCACAUCAGUGGACUCACAAGGGAAACUCAGUGGCACUGUCGUGUUUGUACCUCCGACGCUCUCGUUGCCCAACCUUUCUGGACAGAGGUGGUACUCCUUGAACUCUCUGCCGGAGAUUGGCGGCGCUUACUCUGACGACGCAUGGAUAAUAUGCACAAACCCGUCGACAACCAAUCCUCAGCUGAAUCUGUCGACACCCACUUCCCUCUAUGCGUCUGACUACGGGUUUCACACCUCCUCACUUCUCUAUCGUGGCCAUUUCUCUGCCACUGGCUCCGAGACAUCCGUUUUUCUGAACGUCAGCGGCGGCUGGGCCUUUGGACACUCGGUGUGGCUUAACUCGACGUAUCUGGGAUCGUGGGUGGGGAGCCCAAGUAACAAGACAUAUGCAGAGACGUUCACUCUUCCGGAUGCGCUUGUUGCGGGAGACCAUUAUGUUUUGACGGUCUUGAUCGAUCAUAUGGGCCAGGAUGAGGAAUCCCCCGGAACGGACGCGAUCAAAUUCCCCGUGGGCAUCCUCGACUAUUCGCUUUCGAACCGGUCCAAGGCCGACGUCACCUGGAAAAUACAGGGAAACCUAGGCGGGGAACAGUACAUGGACAAAUCGCGUGGCCCGCGCAACGAAGGGGCGCUCUUCGCCGAAAGAAUGGGCUACCACCUCCCGUUCCCGCCGGUGGACGACAACAGCAUCGGCUGGAGCGACAAGUCACCCAUCCUCGACGGCACAUCCCAGCCCGGCGCGGAGUUGUUCACCACCAAUUUCACACUCGACGUGCCACAGGGCUACGACGUCCCCUUGUCCUUUGUGUUUGGAAACCACUCCGCGCUCGAGGGUCCGCACUACCGCGCCCAGCUCUGGGUCAACGGGUGGCAGUUUGGAAAGUACAUCUCUCACCUCGGUCCACAGACGGCGUAUCCGGUCCCCGAGGGGAUUUUGACAUACGACGGCACCCCGAACUGGGUCGGCGUGAGCAUCUGGAGUCUGGACGGCGAUGGUAGUGAUGGCGCGGGAGGUGCCAAGCUGGGAAGUCUUGACUUGGUGCCGCAGAUGCCCGUCAUGAGUGGCAUGAAGAGACCAUAUACUGUGCAGGGGGAAAUUGGGACGGAAAGAACGACCGCAUACUGA
Molecule: messenger RNA, 3075 nt
Organism: Cladophialophora immunda
Lineage: Eukaryota; Fungi; Ascomycota; Eurotiomycetes; Chaetothyriales; Herpotrichiellaceae
Exons: 5
Coding region: 1-3075 (1024 amino acids)
Biological process (GO): carbohydrate metabolic process
Cellular component (GO): vacuole
Molecular function (GO): beta-galactosidase activity
Source: RefSeq, a predicted model, not a curated record